CAGGAUCAGCGUUACUGUAUCCGCUUCGCUUAAUGAAGGUUGAUGUAGUUGAAGUGAAGCCGAUCCAGUGACAGCUGGACGCAGAUCAGUGUGCCCGAGCGCGUUCACCUUCACGCGGAUCAUCAACAACAUCAUGGCGUCUGCGACGAGAAUCAUCCAGAGACUUAGGAACUAUCUGUCCGGGAAAGAUCUCCAGUCUAAACUACAACUGCGAUACACUGAAAUCGCAAAGAGGACACAAGCGCCUCCCAAACUCCCUGUCGGACCCAGCCAUAAAUUUGCAAAUAACUACUACUGUCAGAGAGAUGGACGGCGAGAGUCUGUUCCAGCAACAGUGAUCAUGUCUUCUCAGAAAACCAUAACAGCUGGAAGUGAUGCUUCUGGAAAACCCAAAGUGCCGGUGAUACCUGGACCCCAUCUAAAGGAACUUCCACUGAGCGCCGACUAGAUAUAGGGCUCUAAUCUAAGCCGCUGUUAUUAUAUUUAAUAAACGUGUGUAGAACUCAUAAUAAAAAAACAAAGUGUAUAUAACAGAAA
Triplophysa dalaica is the source of this 537-nucleotide messenger RNA. RefSeq names its product NADH:ubiquinone oxidoreductase subunit A7 (gene ndufa7). The transcript is spliced from 4 exons. The coding region runs from base 134 to 448 and encodes 104 amino acids. The record is from RefSeq and is a predicted model, not a curated record. Lineage: Eukaryota; Metazoa; Chordata; Actinopteri; Cypriniformes; Nemacheilidae. Gene Ontology annotation, cellular component: mitochondrial inner membrane. Gene Ontology annotation, biological process: ATP synthesis coupled electron transport; mitochondrial electron transport, NADH to ubiquinone.